Messenger RNA from Gavialis gangeticus (Gharial), 2595 nucleotides. RefSeq names its product ankyrin repeat domain 34B (gene ANKRD34B). The coding region runs from base 473 to 2029 and encodes 518 amino acids. NCBI's taxonomy places the organism in Eukaryota, Metazoa, Chordata, Crocodylia, Gavialidae. The record is from RefSeq and is a predicted model, not a curated record. Gene Ontology annotation, molecular function: protein binding. The transcript is spliced from 3 exons.
UUUGCAUAUCGCACUCUGGCACCUAUGCCAGCAGUUGCCUCCCCUGCUGUACAGUCUCCCUUCUGGCUCGUGCCUGUAGUGUACUAUCCCCAGCAUGGUAUUCCACCAGCAUAUUCUUAGCAUUUUCCUUCUCCUCCCCAGUGCAGGUUUUCUUCAAUUGUGCCAGCAAAGAACUUUAUUGAUUAUGAGAAUUAUUGGAAACAUAAAGAAAAUGAUUGUCUUUCUACGGUUUAGCCUCUGACAUUACCAAGGCGGAAACAACCAAAGGAAUUUCUAUGAGACAACACACUUAUAGGGUUGAUAUUCUAUGGGCAGGCACUUGACCGUUCUCAGGGAAUGAGCCCUACAAUGUGUGGAGCAUAUUAUAUUUCAUUCCAUUGCUGCUGUUUACAUCUAAGUGCAUUUUCAAAGCAACCCAAGGAAGGUGUUUUCAACAGCUAGGAAAGGAAAGUAUAAGUAAAAGACUGGUACAAUGGAUGAAGCUGUAGAAGUGUCAACUGAUGGGAACUCCUUGAUAAAAGCUGUCUAUCAAAGCAGACUUCGCCUCACGAGACUAUUGUUAGAAGGUGGAGCUUACAUUAAUGAGAGUAAUGACAGAGGUGAAACCCCUUUGAUGAUUGCUUGUAAAACUAAGCAUGUGGACCAUCAAAGUGUCAGCAAAGCAAAAAUGGUUAAAUAUCUACUGGAAAAUAAGGCAGAUCCAAAUAUACAGGACAAAUCUGGAAAGACAGCCUUGAUGCAUGCUUGUUUGGAAAAAGCUGGCCCUGAAGUGGUUUCUUUGUUGCUGAAAAGUGGAGCUGACCCAAGUCUACAAGAUCAUUCUAAUUACUCUGCACUUGUAUAUGCAGUAAACUCUGAAGAGAGGGAGACCUUGAAAGUUCUCUUAAAUGCUUGCAAAGCAAGAGGAAAAGAAGUAAUCAUUAUUACAACAGACAAGUCUCCAUCUGGAAGACAAACCACUAAACAGUACUUGAAUGUGCCUCCAGCUGACAUUGAGGAAUGUCAUUCUCCAAAUGCCUGCACUUCUCCCUCAGAAAUAGAACUUAAAACAUCUCCAUCUCCACUUUCGAGUUCACGUGAAACAGAAAAAGCUCUCUUUAGUUUUAAGGAGCUGGAUCACCCAAGAAACAAACAAGAUAUAUCCAAUUCAGUUUCUCCCACUAAAAAACCUAAUUUAACACAUGGAGGAUCCAAGUUAUCAGCAGUGCAACGUCUGCAGUCUGAGCCUUGGAUAAAGAGUUCUCCUUCCUUGUUCCAUCAGAAUAAAAUUUCCUCUUUACAAGAAGAACUUCAGGAUAUAACUCCAGAGGAAGAACUGUCUUUUAAAAUCAAUAGUCUGGCUUUAUCCAAGAGAUAUAUCACCAGGCACCAAAGUAUUGAUGUAAAAGAUACUGCUCAUCUGUUAAAAUCCUUUGAUCAAACUGGUUCAAGAAAGUUAUCAUAUGAUGAGAUAAAUUCUCAGUCACUUUAUGCUGAGGCAAAACAUAAUCAGAGUGAAAUUCCAGUGGAUCGGGAUUCAGAUUCAGUUCAAAUGAGUUUUGUUUCAACCCUGAGAAGUAUUAUUCAAAAGAGAAGCUUAGGGGCAAAUCAUUACAGCUCCGAUUCUCAGUUAACUACCACUAGGAGUCCUGCUACCACAGAAGAUAGCAAGUCAUUUCUAGGAAAGAAAAGGAUUCUUUCUCCAUCUUCAUCCUUGUUAUCAAGUUCCAGGGAAUUGUUGGAGAACAUACCUCUUGGUCCUCUGAGUAGAAGAAAUCAUGCUGUUUUAGAGAGACGUGGUUCAGGAGCUCUCCUGCUAGAUCAUAUUGCCCAAACCAGGCCUGGUUUCCUUCCUCCUUUAAAUGUGAAUCCCCAUCCUCUACUUCCUGAUAUUAAUUUUAGCAACAAGAUUUCUGGGAUGGUUUCUUGUGGACAAAAAACCCUAAUUCCAACAGCACCUGCUUUUCCCAAGGAGUCCAAAAGUACAAGAAUGUUGUUGAGGAGGCAGUCAUUACAAACUGAACAGAUUAAGCAACUAGUGAAUUUUUGACAACUUAUUAAAGUGUUAACAAAUCUUUACAAUAUGUAGAUAUAUACAGCCUUAUUCAUCUCCAAUCAUAUUUACUACUCAAAGACCUCUGUACCCUAUAAACCCUUAACAGGCAGCUUUUGGAUGGUCCUCUGUCUUGGGAUGAAUUUAAUUUUUAGAUUCAGUUGGCACAUCUAUGUGAGACCUUUACUGCACAGUUGACUAAUAACCUGUGCAAUAAACAUCUCAGCAUCUAUACGACCCCAUAUUAGGCUGGAGUUAACUAAAAAAAAACCCACAACAGCACACACACAGAUGCUGGAGGGGAUGGCUGGGCAUUAGGGUGCUUCAGUCCAGGGGCUGCCUGCCAGCUAGCCCCAUGCUGAAGCUCCCUCAUGCUCCAGCCAGCCCCUCCACAGCACACUGAGCUGGGAGAAGCAGUCCCAGUCUGAUAGGCUGACCUCCCAGAGCCCCCUGCUCGCCAAAGCUGCUCCAACAUGGCUCCCCAAGCCAUGCAUGAAUAAACUCUGGAUCUUACUGAUCCAGAGUUAAUUGCUCCUGGGCACCCAUUCAGAUGGCACACCCAG